Podarcis raffonei (Aeolian wall lizard) is the source of this 1085-nucleotide messenger RNA. It is a transcript of the gene PSMA5, whose product is annotated as proteasome 20S subunit alpha 5. Gene Ontology annotation, cellular component: proteasome core complex, alpha-subunit complex; proteasome core complex; nucleus. The record is from RefSeq and is a predicted model, not a curated record. The coding region runs from base 159 to 884 and encodes 241 amino acids. Gene Ontology annotation, biological process: proteasome-mediated ubiquitin-dependent protein catabolic process. The transcript has 9 exons. Lineage: Eukaryota; Metazoa; Chordata; Lepidosauria; Squamata; Lacertidae.
CAUGCGCGGGGCGACAGUGGCUUGUGAAACCGGGUGCUGUGCUGACAGGGCCGCAGCCAUCCCCGGCCUAGCGUGGGGGCUCGAACUCGGACCUGCAACUUCCGUGCCCCGCGUGCGCUCAGUUCUUUUCCGGUGCAGCCGCCGCCGCCGCCGCCAACAUGUUUCUCACUCGCUCGGAGUACGACAGGGGUGUGAACACUUUUUCUCCAGAGGGAAGAUUAUUCCAGGUGGAAUAUGCCAUUGAAGCUAUAAAGCUUGGUUCCACAGCGAUUGGAAUUCAGACAGCAGAAGGGGUUUGCUUGGCUGUGGAGAAGAGGAUCACCUCUCCACUUAUGGAACCCAGCAGUAUUGAGAAAAUUGUAGAAAUAGAUGCUCAUAUAGGUUGUGCAAUGAGCGGUUUAAUAGCUGAUGCAAAGACAUUAAUUGACAAAGCAAGAGUUGAGACACAGAAUCACUGGUUUACAUACAAUGAAAUCAUGACUGUAGAGAGUGUGACACAGGCCGUGUCCAACUUAGCAUUACAGUUUGGAGAAGAAGAUGCUGAUCCAGGUGCUAUGUCAAGGCCAUUUGGUGUGGCACUACUCUUUGGAGGAGUUGAUGAAAAGGGACCACAGCUGUUUCACAUGGACCCUUCUGGGACGUUUGUACAGUGUGAUGCAAGAGCAAUUGGAUCAGCUUCAGAAGGUGCACAAAGCUCUCUGCAAGAAGUUUACCACAAGUCAAUGACACUGAAAGAAGCAAUCAAGUCAUCCCUUGUCAUUUUAAAACAAGUUAUGGAGGAGAAACUGAAUGCAACUAACAUUGAGCUUGCAACAGUGCAGCCUGGGAAGAAGUUCCACAUGUACACAAAAGAAGAACUUGAAGAUGUCAUCAAAGAUAUUUGAUGAGGGAGAGAACCUCUCCAAAUGCCUCAUUCCCUGAUCACAGCAAACUGAUUCUUCAGUUUUUUUCCAGUGCCCGUAACUUUAUUUCAGCAGCAAGUAUGCCUGCUCUUAAACAAAGGCUCAAAAUAUUUUUUACAGUUUCUGUACAUAUAAAAGAUCUUCAGUAAGAGGAAACUAGAAUAAAUCAUUUUGUUACUCUUA